CACCCGGAAGUGGGGCAUUGGAGGCCGUCGGCCAGCGGUGACCCGGAAGUGGGGCGCUGUGGGCGGAGGCGGCGGCGAUGAAGCGGAUGGAGCCGGACCCGGAGCGGCAGCGGUUCCCGCACAGCUUGGUGUGGACUCCCAUUCCCGUGCUGUCUUGGAUCUUCCCCUUUAUUGGGCACAUGGGAAUCUGCACCCUCUCUGGCAUCAUCCGUGACUUUGCGGGACCCUACUACGUCUCUGAGGACAACAUGGCGUUCGGCAGCCCAACCAAGUACUGGCAGCUGGACCCCGCCAAGGUUUACGCCAUGGGAUCAAACCCCUGGGACACGGGUGUGCUGGAGGCGUCCGAGGAGUACAAGCAUCGGAUGCACAACCUGUGCUGCGAUAACUGCCACUCCCACGUGGCCAUGGCCCUGAACCUGAUGCGAUACGAAAACAAGACCUCCUGGAACAUGGUGAAGCUCUGCUUCCUGAUGCUGGUGCACGGUCGCUAUGUCAGUUUUUCAGGAUUUCUCCGUACCUGGCUGCCCUUCCUGCUGAUCCUCACUGUCACUCUCGCCGUCGUACUGGCCUUCAGUCUGAGGUGAUCCAGCACGGCCGGAAACACUGGAGGCCUCCUGGGACCGCGGCACCCUGACUCUCUUCAUUCCGUCCGGUGACUCCCAGCUCAUCGCUCGCCUCUCCCGACUGAUACACGGCUCUGUACUGGACCCGCCCCAGGGGCAGGGGGCUGACGGCCAGCGCGGCGCAGAGAGAUCUCCGCACUGCCCCUUUCCCAAAGAGCACACCACACGUCGGACAUUCGGGGUGGUAUGGUCUCCACUCCAGUGGUAUGACGGUUUCUGCCCAAUCCUUUAUUUUACUCCAACAAUUAAGACUCUAAUGCAAAAGUUAAACGGUGCGAACGUUCAACUCGACCCUUUUCCAAUCUCUGGAUCCCCCUGAACCAAACCCAUUGUUGGAACGAUAUGCGUCAUCGUCACCCACCCCGGCAACGUUCCACCUCCUGCCCCCAAUCCCGCCACCCACGAUGUCAGGUCCGGAAAUCUUCACCAGGACUGGGUAUCUCUCACCUUUAAAUUCCCAACGGCCCAGACCCCACUCCCCACCCCCCACCCUGUUUGUACUCUCCGGAUGCCCUUUGAAAUCCCCGGAAACCCUGUUUUCUGCCACCUUUAAAACCCGCUGCUCCCUACAGACUCACCACUUCCCCACUCCCUUUAAUCUCCCCAGGACUCCAUUUGCCAUGCCUUGUAUCCUGGACCCCGUUCCCCGCUUCUUUCAAACUCUGAGAACCCACCCCCCCCACUUAGCCUCUCCCCUUCAAAUCCGCCGGACUCCCUUCCUUACACACAGGAAACUGUAUUAUUUUACUGGGUUACAUCUAAAUAAAAAGAACUAAAAGUGUA
Mobula hypostoma (lesser devil ray) is the source of this 1409-nucleotide messenger RNA. Its product is annotated as transmembrane protein 222-like. The record is from RefSeq and is a predicted model, not a curated record. The coding region runs from base 78 to 587 and encodes 169 amino acids. The transcript has 6 exons. Lineage: Eukaryota; Metazoa; Chordata; Chondrichthyes; Myliobatiformes; Myliobatidae.